Messenger RNA from Nelumbo nucifera (sacred lotus), 492 nucleotides. RefSeq names its product putative calcium-binding protein CML18. Gene Ontology annotation, molecular function: calcium ion binding. NCBI's taxonomy places the organism in Eukaryota, Viridiplantae, Streptophyta, Magnoliopsida, Proteales, Nelumbonaceae. Gene Ontology annotation, cellular component: trans-Golgi network membrane. The record is from RefSeq and is a predicted model, not a curated record.
AUGAGUGGUGUCAAGCCAAUGAAAUUUGAUGAUGAACAACUUGCUGAAUUAAGGGAGAUAUUCCGAUCAUUUGAUCGGAACAAUGAUGGUAGUUUAACCGAACUUGAGCUUGGGUCGCUACUGAGAUCGCUAGGCCUGAAACCAAGUCAAGACCAACUUGACAGUUUAAUCCAGAAGGCUGAUAUGAACAGCAAUGGCCUUAUCGAAUUCUCUGAGUUUGUGGCCCUAGUAUCACCCGACCUGCUCUGUACAAAAUCUCCAUAUACUGAGGAGCAACUCCAAAAGUUAUUCCAAAUAUUCGACCGUGAUGGCAAUGGAUACAUUACAGCAGCAGAAUUGGCACACUCCAUGGCCAAGCUUGGUCAUGCUCUAACAGUAGAGGAGCUGACAGGAAUGAUCAAGGAAGCGGACACCGAUGGAGAUGGUCGAAUUAAUUUCCAAGAAUUUGCUCAGGCCAUUACCUCUGCAGCAUUUGACAACGCAUGGAAUUGA